GCCUUUUCGCCCCCGGACGACGCCAUAAAGAGCGCUUUCUGUCCCUCUCGGGACGCUGGUGAGUGACUCCGCCGCUGGGCUUUAGGAAAUGUCUGGACGCGGCAAGCAGGGCGGCAAGGCUCGCGCCAAGGCGAAGACGCGUUCGUCCCGCGCCGGGCUGCAGUUCCCUGUGGGGCGCGUGCACCGCCUGCUGCGCAAGGGCAACUACGCCGAGCGCGUGGGCGCCGGCGCCCCGGUGUACCUGGCGGCCGUGCUGGAGUACCUGACGGCCGAGAUCCUGGAGCUGGCGGGCAACGCGGCGCGCGACAACAAGAAGACGCGCAUCAUCCCGCGUCACCUGCAGCUGGCCAUCCGCAACGACGAGGAGCUCAACAAGCUGCUGGGCAAGGUGACGAUCGCGCAGGGCGGCGUGCUGCCCAACAUCCAGGCCGUGCUGCUGCCCAAGAAGACCGAGAGCCACCACAAGACCAAGGGCAAAUGAGGUCCGCAGGACUUGGAAGCUCAAAUUCUCUGUUAAACCAAAAGGCUCUUUUCAGAGCCACCGAUUUUAUCAUUGAGAGUUGCUGUGCCACACUGUUAAACUGCAGUACCUGGAAGUACCUAGGCUUUUAACCAGUCUGAGAUUAGCAAACAGGAAACAGCCAGUGACAAUUACUGUCAUUUUUCUAGUCAGGUUUAAAUUUCAAAGGUAAACUCAAAGUGUAGACAAUUUGUGAUGGGAAUUAGCCACUGGAAGUACGUUAACCCAAGGUCAUCCUGGGCACUGGUGCUAUACCAAGCACCUCGGUAAUAGCUGCUCCAGAUAGAAAAGACCUGUCUCCCAGGAAAAUUGUUUUGCCAAAGAAUAAGUUGUAUAGGCUGUGACAGUUACGUGUGGUGUCUGGGGUUGUAUUAGGAUUGUGUUAGGAACAGUGGGCUCUGUAAAUCAUAUUCUUUACCUUAACAUUGUAUGUGCAGGACCCAUUUGAGACCCUUUCCUUUUAUCUCAGGAGCUAUCCUUAUUCCCCAUUCUUAUUCCCUAUUCCUAUUCUUCAUUCCUAUUACUCAUUCCUAUUUCCCAGUAAAUUUUCCUACUCUUAAAAAAAUUUUUAGCCAAAUAUGGUGGCCCAUGCCUGUAAUCCCAGCACUUGAGAGGCUGAGGCAGGAGGAUGGCCAGAAGUUGGAGGCCAGCCUGGGCUACUCAGUUUGAUUUCAGUAAAUCUAAUUAUCAAAUUGUUCACUCAAAGUCAUCUGCAUUAGCCGGGCGUGGAAGCCUAGGCCUGUAAUCCCAGCACUCUGGAGCUGAGGCAGAAGGAUUGCCUUGAUUUGAGACCAGCCUGAAGUACAAAGUGAGACCCCCAUCUCAAAAGACAAAACCACAAAGUCAUCUGCAUUAUUCAUUCACAUAAAUUUUUAAAAAUUGCUUUGAUGGGAAGGAUCCAGUAAACGAUGGAGCUUCAAGGAUAGUCUAUGAGUUCUUUCCAACUUUAUGAAAAAUUGUUACUGAUGAUGAUGAUACAAUUAGGAUUCGCUCUCCUGGGAUAAAGCAUCUGCUCUUCAACUGACACUUGAACUGUCUAUAUUAUCAGAAAAAUAAAGGUUUUUACAAAUAGAAAUAAAACUGAUGUGAGCAGGACAGACACCAUCUUCUGCUUCUGCCUGGCUCUAACGUUACCUUCGGAGUAAACUAGCUUGUGAUAACCAUACCACGGUGGACCUGUGUGUGAUGGCCACAGCGUGACAACUAUGCGGUCUUCGUACCAAAACACUUCUCCUGUGAACCCUUCCAAGAAACUUAUAAAAAUACGUUUUCUAAAGAAUAUAUUGUUACUACCACAGGAUUAGCACAUGUUAUUUGUGCACAGUAUAAGAUGAGCACAUGUUUGCACCGAACUCCCCACAGCACAAAAGACGAAGCCCCGGGGCUGCUCCUAGGCUCAGUGCUCUGGCUCAGUGCUUGUGGUUCUGCCUGGGCACUGCUCUUCCCAGAGGUGCCGGCCUGCUGUGGUCAUCACUGCUGCCAGGACGCCCCCUCUGGUUCCCGCCAUCCUCUCUCCGGAUCGCCGCCAGCUCCAGCGCUGGCCCUGGCCCAAGCUCUCACAAGCGCCAUCCAGGUGGAAGAAGGGUCCUGUGCGGUCGGCGUCACAUCCGCUUCCAGUUUAGGCCGUGGGUUCGCUUCCCUGUCUGGCUGCGAAGGCGAUAAAUGCUCAGUAAACCUUGCUCUCCGGAGAUGGCGCGACUCGGGAUCUUUGCUGGGCAGACAUGCCGGGUCCCUCUGGUUCCCCGGAGUCGGAGAGUGGCCGAACUCUGGGCUCCAGUGGCCUCCUUGUCCGCUCACAACACAAAACUGUCCAAAAAUUUUGAUAAAAUACAUGUUUGUAAUUGCAAUUAGUAC
Molecule: messenger RNA, 2374 nt
Organism: Heterocephalus glaber (naked mole-rat)
Lineage: Eukaryota; Metazoa; Chordata; Mammalia; Rodentia; Bathyergidae
Source: RefSeq, a predicted model, not a curated record